Molecule: messenger RNA, 2463 nt
Organism: Rhagoletis zephyria (snowberry fruit fly)
Lineage: Eukaryota; Metazoa; Arthropoda; Insecta; Diptera; Tephritidae
Product: WW domain-binding protein 11
Biological process (GO): RNA processing
Cellular component (GO): spliceosomal complex
Source: RefSeq, a predicted model, not a curated record
AGAGAGUUCGAGUUUACCUCAUUCAUUUCAGUCCGCGAAAAUCGCGGAUUGAAGAUGGACUGACACGCACACAUAGACACCAUGUUUUGUAUUUCGUUUUGUUUGCAUGUGCCACAUGCACUAACACAAUCAAGCGUAGUUCAUGUAUACAAAACUGAAACCUGUUUUCGGCCGACUGUCCAGUCCAGUGUGCGUUCGAGUGGUGGACUGCUCAGUCCGACUGAGCAGGCUAGUGUGCGGAGGCCCAUUGUCAGUCACUUUAAACACAAUUUAGAAUUAACUCUUCCUUAGUUAAAGAAAGGUACAAAAUAGUGGUGCUCGUGAUGUUAACAAAUCCUUUAUACUAGGUUUACAAAUAAGUAGAUUAUCUUCAUUUUCGAACUUAACUCCCUAAUCUGUAAUUGGUUUCAUUGUGCCGCCUCGCCAUGUUGAGUACGAUUUGUCAGUCAAAAGUAUCCCUGCGAUGCAGAAUAGAUUUUCUAUCUGGCUGAGCCUUAAAUCGGCGGCCGAUAAAGUCCAUUAUUCAACAAUAUUGAAUCAUGCAUAAAGUCUGUGGUGUGCGGUGGCUCUUAAAAAUUUUCAGAAAUGUGGCUACACAACUUUAUCGAUAAACCUAUAUCAUCAAUAUACGCCCUGUCAUUUCUUUUUUGUUUGACAGAAGGCCAUAUGAAUCCGGUAAACAAAAAAUUGUGAGAAAAUUAAGAAAGUUCAUUUAUAUUUUCAUUACUCGGUUCAAAAUAAUUUAAAACCAACAAAAUGGGCCGACGUUCCAUUAAUACCACGAAAAGUGGAAAAUACAUGAAUCCAACUGAUCAAGCACGGAAGGAAGCUCGUAAAAAGGAACUGAAAAAAAAUAAACGGCAAAGGCAAAUGGUUAGAGCGGCCGUUCUCAAAAAUAAGGAUCCUGGUCAGAUUUUAGAAGAAAUGGAGAAAAUCGAUGAAAUGGAAUACAAUGUGCUACAACCAUCGCCUUUAAAUGAGAAGGUUCUUCGUGAUAAAAGGAAGAAGUUGAAAGAGACCUUUGAUCGUGUGAUGCGACUUUACCAUAAUGACGAACCCGAGCAUUGGGCAGAGUUGAAGCGUAAGGAGGUUGAAUACGAAAAAAAACGUCUGAAGAAACAACAAUAUUAUGAAAGCGUAAAGCAUGCACAGAGUGUACAAAUAGAUGAAAUUCCUUUACCAUCAUCCGCACAAGGACCUCCUGCUGCUGGUUCAAACAAUAUUAUAGGGUUCCACGUUUCUAAUAGAUUGCCCCCUCCGCCAACGGCUUUGUCUUUGCCACCAUUCGCACCUGGUGCACCACCGGGUGCGAUAAAAAAACCAAGUGAUCCCGCUUCUAAAGCUGCUGACAAGUCCAACGACACGAAAAAGAAGGAAUUUUUGGGUGUUCCGCCAGGACUAGCACCUAAUCUUCUUGAAAUGAAUGACUUAGACACAGAUGCCGAAGAUGAAGAAGUUGAACUGAAAGAAUAUACUCCAAAAUUAAGAGGCGGAAAGUCAAAGGCAAUAAAUAAGCCAAAUUCAUUGCAGCAGCGAAUGUUAGCAAUUUCUGGGCAGAAUAUUGAUGAAUUUAUGAAGGAAAUGGAAAGCGUGCACAAGAAGAAAGAAAAAGAGCGAGAGGCAGCCAUGCGUGGAGAUGAGGUUUCAACGUCUGAUGACGAAGGCAAACUUAAAACAUCUCAUAAAUCUGAUGAUGAAGAUGGUACACCUAUAAGCAGUCGUAGUUCAGAAGACUCAGAUAGUGGUGAUGGAAGUGAAGAUGCUAAACGAUCUCCUAAGAGGAAGCGAAACGAGACAAAAAGCCCGCAGCAUGAGUAUAUUUCUACCGCUGUUAUAAGUGGACCUGCGGCAGUACCUGUAUCCAUACCUUUGCCACCUGUUCCUCUUCAUGCUGGUCCACGCCUAUCAAUUCCAGGUCCACCAAUGCCCCCAGUAGCUGGUUUGGCACCAUCUAUGAUUUUACGGCCACCUCCAUUACGCCCACCUGGCGCCCUACAUGCUUUUGGUAUACGAAUGCCCCCAGGCCCACCACCCGGACCACGCCCUCCUGGCAUGGGUGGCAUGCCACCAAGAAUGGGAAUAAGAAUGCCACCAGGUCCACCGCCCGGAAUGCCACCUCGAAUGGCACAUCAUCAUAAGAAUCAUCAACUAACCCACAAAGACCAAAGUAAAGGUGUAACUACAAUAACUGCAAAACCACAGAUUAGAAAUUUAAGUGCCGACGUUACACGCUUUGUACCAUCCACGUUGCGAGUAAAGCGUGAGGAGACUCGGAAACCUGGUACUCGACCUAAGUUGAUUCAAGAACCAAGUAAUCAAACAGCAGAAGCCAACAAAGCAGCUACAAAGGACGAUGCAUAUAUGCAAUUCAUGAAUGAAAUGCAAGGAUUACUGUAGUGCUUUUGUCAUGAACUGUAAAUUACUAUCUAUAUAUAUACAUAUAAAAAUAGUGUGAAAAAUUUA